CCCCCACGUGUUCGGGACCCGUCUGGCCCCGCACUCCCCAGAUCCGGCGCCGCCGCUUGGCUCUGGGGGUGGGUGGGGGAGAGCCUGGGGAGGAGUCGCCGGAGCUGCCGGAGCCUUCCCUUGGGAGAAAUCCUUUCUGCAGGUUUCCAGUCAGACCAGGAAAUGGCAGUGUGACCUCCAGCUGAAAUUAGGCCAACUCGAAAGCCAGAUAAUGGCUACAGUGCUGGAGCCAGAGGACCAGCAUCUUUGGGAAGAGGAAGGAAUCUUAAUGGUGAAGCUGGAAGAUGAUUCCAUUUGGAGGCAAGACCCAGUUCUACAAAAGGAUGAUGCCGUGCUUGAGACCUCACAUCAGAAUUUCCGGAGAUUUCGCUACCAGGAGGCAUCAGGGCCCAGGGAGGCCCUGAGCCGACUCCGGGAGCUUUGCCAUCAGUGGCUGAGGCCAGAAAGGAGGACAAAGGAACAGAUCCUGGACUUGCUGGUGCUGGAACAAUUUCUGACUGUUCUGCCUGGGGAACUGCAGAGCUGGGUGCGGGGGCAGAGGCCAGAAAGUGGUGAAGAGGCAGUGACGCUGGUGGAGGGUUUGCAGAAACAACCCAGGAGACCAAGGCGGUGGGUGAGGAGGGGGAGUCCUGAACUGUGUGAUUUGGAGGAGGAAAGCUUGAUGGUGACGGUCCAUGUGCACGGCCAGGAAGUCCUCUCAGAGGAGACAUCAAAUCUGGGAGCAGACCCGGAGUCACCGAUCGAACGGCCGGAGCCUGUGCAUACCCUAUCCCUGGAGGAGUCCCAUGAGGAGUCGCAUGAGGAAGGGCCACAGAGCCCAGAUCUGAGCAUUGAAGAGCAGAGCCACUGCCAUGAAGAGGAACCCCAGCCCCUACAGGAGAGCGAGCUUCCUGUCCCCCAGGACCAUGUCCUUCCUGAGGAGGGAAGCAGUGGAGGCCAGGAGAUGGUUAACCUUCUUACAGCCAUAUCCCAGGGACUUGCAACUUUCAAGGAUGUGACUCUGUCCUUCUCCCAGGAGCAGUGGGGUGACCUGGAUCCAACACAGAAAGAAUUCUAUGGAGAAUAUGUCUUGCAGGAAGAUUGUGGAAUUAUAGUCUCACUAACAUUUCCAAUCCCCAGACUAGAUGAGGUCUCCCAGGUUGAAGAGGAGGAAGAAUCUUGGGUCCCCGACUUAGAAUAUCCCCAAGAUCCUGAAGAAACAGAGAUCCUGAGUUUUACCUAUAUAGGAGAUAGGAGUGAGGAUGAAGAAUUUCUUGAACAAGAAGAAAUCCAUACGGAGGACCUACAGAAAACUAUUUUGGGAAGUCCAGAAAUUCCCCAGAAUAUUGAUUUGGAACUACUCUUUGAGGAUGAGCCGAGUAGCCCCAGUGAAAGAAGAAUGAGUGCGAGUUUUUCUCCAACACAUAAUUUCAUGAGCCUUCAAGAUAACCUACAAUUUCAUCCCCUCUUAGGGAGGCCUCAUGACUGCCCUGUGUGCAGAAAGAACUUCAGCUGCAACUCCCAUCUCAUUAGGCAUCUCAGAACCCAUACAGGAGAGAAGCCUUAUAAAUGUCCUGAUUGUGGCAAGAGUUACACCCGUAGUUCACACCUUGUCAGGCAUCAGAAGAUCCACAAGUUGCAAGUACCAUUUCCAUUUCCUCAUAACAGGGACAGAUUUGAUGAAAUCUCCCCAUCUUUCCAACAUGAGAUAGUGCCACAAACUGAGAAACCGCAUAGAUGUGAAACAUGCGGGAAACACUUUCGCUGGAGCUCAGACCUUGUCAGGCACCGUAGAACACACACAGGAGAGAAACCCUUCUUCUGUAGUAUUUGUGGGAAGAGUUUUAGCCAGAAAUCUGUCCUCACAACACACCAAAGAAUCCACCAGGGAGGUAAACCCUAUUUGUGUGGGGAAUGUGGGGAGGACUUCAAUGACCACAGACGGUACAUGGCUCACCGCAAAACCCAUUCUUCUGAGGAGCUCUAUCUCUGUAAUGAGUGUGGGAGGGGUUUCAGCCACAGUGCAGCAUUUGCCAAGCACCUGCGAGGACAUGCAUCAGUACGAUCCUGCAGGUGCAAUGAGUGUGGGAAAAGCUUCAGUCGGAGGGACCAUCUUGUCAGGCAUCAGAGAACACACACUGGCGAGAAGCCAUACACAUGCCCCACCUGUGGAAAAAGCUUCGGGAGAGGAUACCACUUGAUCAGGCAUCAGAGGACCCACUCAGAAAAGACUCUCUUACAGGACUCAAGUAUAGAGAAAGCUACAUUCAAAAAAGUCUCCCAAACUGAGGAUGGGGAUGGACUGUGAGAAAAGCCUUCUUAUCUUGAAACUGGGACUUCUUCUAGGAAGUUCCACUGACCAGCCCAGAUCUUGCCUCUCCUCUUUCUAUUCUUGUGCAGAUCCUCAGUCUGCUUUUUUGCCUUUGAGGGGACAUGUUUUUAUUUUUUUUUCUACUCUGCUACCCCAAUAGGGCUUCACUGAGGGAUCAUGUUUCCACAUCCUUGGGAUAAGUUAGGAGAGUGAGAGAGUGCUAAGGAGCUGUGGUUAAGACACCUUCCCUGGAGAGGCUGUGGUGUCUCUAAAGAAAUCUUGGGUAUUCUUGAGUAAAAAAGUGACAUAAAAUGAGCCACAGGCUUCCUGGGCCUCUGCAUGGCAGCAAAACACCCCUGACUGAGAGACAGGAGAUGUAGGGCCCUUUGACUUUGCCACAAAUUCACUGGAUGACCCUGGACAGACAGGCCCCAUGCCCCUUCGGUGAUUCAAUUGCCACAUCUCUAAACGGAGAACACUGUUGAUGCACUUUGCUUUGAUGGUACAGGGUGGAAUGGCAGAAAAUUCUGGUCUUACUAAACAGGUGCUCAAGUCUUAUUAUCUGAGGCCUUUUGCAGCUUCUCCCCUCCCAGUUGCCAAGGUGGUGGUAAGCAGUGCUGAGAUGGAGCUGAGAAGGAGGUCUCUUAGCAAAGAUGUCCUCUCUUUCCCUCAGGUUCUUUCUCUCUUGCCAUUCAUUCAUUCAUUCACACUUUUAGCCUCCUUCCUCUUGCACCAGGUUCUUCUGGUCUGUCCCAAGAAAUACUUCUACUACUCAAGGUGGGGUGGGGGAAGAAGUAAAACAAUUAGGAUUUAAAUGAAAAGAUCUAAUUUCCCAUCCUUUCCUCCCACCCCCUUUUAGAUUUUAUGGGAAUUCAAGGGUAGUAACAGUUUAGAAAGGUACCAUGGUACUAGAGGCAUCUUGACUAGAAUGUCAUAGUUCCAUGGGAACAUCUACCAAGUGAAAAACUAAGAGGGACCUCACAGAAUCAAGGAAAAGUUGUCCUAGCCUUUCCAAGGUGUCCAUACAAAGCAACUUGGGAUGAGGUUCCCUGCUGACACCUUGUACCCAUCAAUUUCUGCAUAGUAUAUUGUAUCCGAUAUCAGAAAAAGAUUUCAGGCAUUCUCAUGUUUCUUCAGCUUCUCUAGCCAGCACCUGGAAACUAAGAGAUCAUAUUAGGAGUGAUUGAUGGUUGAUUUUAAUGCAUUUGUGAAUUCUUUUUUUCCUCUUAUUUUGUGUUUGGCUCCAUUUUCAUGUUAGUGACAAAACAAUAGCAAUCUCUCUCAGUGCUCCCAAGAACCCUUGUUGCCUGAUGAAAGUUACCAUGGAAACAAGGCAAGUUGCCAUGGCAACUCAUGGACCCAACUUGGUCUAAUGUGGGUGUGGUAGAGACGGGAGGAACUUUUUCCUAUAGUUGGAACACAAAGUCUGAGCAUGAGACCACAAGGGGGAAGAAGACCCCUCUAUUCAGUGUCUGAUUCAUUCUGCUCUGCUGUGCCACCUAUGCUACUGUAGACCUCUGUGCCCUAGAGAUGUUCAAAUGGAUCGAUAAUUCCAUCCUUUCCAUACAAAUGAAUUAGCUCUGUGCCUGCUCCCUCCUUAUAAAGGAACUUUCAUUUCAUUCAUCUCUCAGACCUCUGUUAUGUGACUUCUUAGACUUUCUGAGAUUCCCAGAAGAACUUGUCAUUUUUCUUCUGAGCACUGGCAUGGCCCAUUCAUAGGUGUCUGGAGCAGAAGUGACCUAAAUGUGAACUAGCACUUAAGGAACUUUGAGUGAGCAGGGCACAACCCCUUCUCCCCCCCCCCCUUUAUGGGGAGAGAAGGCUUUCAGGAGGAAGACUAUGUACAGGAAGAUGCUCUCCCCAUUCACAGGAGAUACAUUCUAGAGAUCCCUGGGAAUGAAGAAAUCCUUGAGUACUGUACUAUACCAAUAAUAAAAAUUUCUGAAAAGAUCACUGGCAAAACUGCUCUAAAAUGAGACUAGAGGAAAUGAAAUUUUCUAAUCUGGUUUCAUGAUAUCAGAAUCUGAGAGUUGGACAGGGGCUUUAUAUUUAUCAUGAACUCCAGUACUAGCAUUUUCCAUAUGAGGAAGCUGAGGCCAAGAGAACUGAAGUGACUUGCCCAAGGUCAGACAGCAACACAAAGCAUAGCAUAGAUUAGAGGACUUUAAGCCACAGAGGUUACUAAAAUAAUAGGAGUUGUUUCAUGCUCUUGUCAUUCUGUAGCCCCUUGGUUGUUGGUGGUGGUGUUUAAGGGCAAGGUGGGGAGAAUUUGUCAUACCUUGAGUCUUGGAAAAGAAAAGGUAUCCUACCUCUCUGCUAAAAUAAAAGGCAGCCUGUGGAAGCUUUAAAAAACAACAGGGGGCAGCUAGGUGGCGCAGUGGAUAAAGCACCGACCCUGGAUUCAGGAGGACCUAAGUUCAAAUUCAGCCUCAGACACUUGACACUAGCAGUGUGACUGUGGGCAAGUCACUUAACCCUCAUUGCCCCACAAAAAAAACAAAAAAAAAAAAACCCAACACUUAAGAGGGGUAUUACAGCAACAACAUUUACAUUUUCAGAAUAAAAAUAGUCAAAUGAAGAAUAAUAAGAACUUGAACAAAAAUGAAGAAUUUAUGGAUUAUCAUGAUUCUCUAUUCUGUCAUCUCAUAACUUUGUUCAUUGGCAAACACAAUGAGCAUGCAUCUAUGCCUUUACCUGAGUGAUAAAAAUUAGAGGCUUCCUUCUGAGUUGACUUUUUUGGGUAUAUCCAUUCAACUAGUUCUGAAUCUACCUGAUUGUGCUUUAAUCUAGCUCACCUGUGUAACUUAUCCACAAGAGUAGCAUGAGAUACUGUCAAAUACUCUACUGUGUUUUUAGCAUGCUGCUCAUCCACUGGUCUUAGUAAUUAUGAAGAAAAAAGAAAAUGAGAUGAGCAUGGGAAACCCUCUUCUUGAUUCUCAGUUUAGAAUUUGGAAAAGAUCUUAAGUCAUCCAGUCUAGUCUAUACCUGAACAAGCAAACCCUCUAUGACAUACAUGGCACAUGAUCAUCUAUCCUUUACUUAAAGGAACCUACUAAUUCCAGAGGCAGCCCUUUACACUUUUGGAUAAUUAACUUGUAGGAAUUUUUUUCUUACAUAAAACUUAAAUUUAUCUCUCUUCAACUUCUAUGCAUUGAUCCUCAUUCUGUCUUCUGGGUUAAGUAGAAUAAGUCUAACCUUUCUUCCUAAUGACAGUCGUUCAGGUACUUAGGACAGCUUUAUUGUCUAUUCAUGCCCUAAAUUUUCCAGGCUAAACAUCUGCAGUCCUUCAACUGAUCUUUCUGACAUAAUCUUACUAUCAUAGAUCUGAGCUCAGAAGCGCUUUUUUUUUAACAGAUAAAGAAACUGAGGCCCAGGGUGGUUAAGUAACUUAUGCAAGAUCAGAUAAGUAUCAGAGGGGUCUUCCGAUAUGAGGUCUUUUGACUCAAUAAAUAGUGCUUUUUCCCAUCUGUUCUUCACCACCAAUUCUUGGUAAUCAAGUCUUCCAUUUCGUCCCUUUAACAAUCUCACAAGAUCUCAUGUAACAUCCACUCUUCCCUUUUUUUGAAAAUCAGGUCAACAGUGGAUAAAGCACCAGCCCUGGAUUCAGGAGGACCUCAGUUCAAAUCUGGCCUCAGACACUUGACACUUACUAGCUGCGUGACCCUGGGCAAAUCACUUAACCCUCAUUGCCCUGGAAAAAAAAUCAGGUCAAGGUUUCUUCCACAAUUCAAAAGCACCCAUCUUUUUCAAAUCAAAAAUCCUUCACCACCAUUCAGCCAUCACAUCUGCCAGUUCUUUCAGUUUCCUAGGAUGUAUGCCCAUGCCUUGCCUCUCUCUUUGCUAUCCUAGCAUCUUCUCAUAGAAUACAUUGGAAGGGGGAGAACAGAUAUGAGAGAUAUCGAAGAUAUAUAACUUUGAUAUGUGAGGGAGGGAGAAGGAAGAGUCAAAGGUAAUCCCAAGGUUCUGACUGGGAGAAUGAUGGUACAAUUAAAAUAAAUUGUCGGGAGAGAGAGGAGGAUUUUGGCAGUGAAUGGGAAAGAAAUGAAUACAUUUUUUUUUAAUUUUUAGUGCCUAUAAGCAGAGUACUGUGAUGGGCCCUAGAGACAAUAAAAAGUUAAAGUAUAUAUAGUUGCUGUCAUCAGACCUUAUAGUCUAGUGAAGGGAUGUGACACAUCUAUAAAUUUCUGUAAUACAUGGCAAAUGCAUAAAAUUGAGAUUUCUCCUCUAAUGGUCUAAAUUUUCUCAUCAAAGUUGGAGGAUAAAUAGUCUGUUGGAAACCUGAGUUUAAAGUACAAGGCUACCUGUGGGACAACAACUGUCAGACAACUGUGAGGGCCCAACUAAGAUGAUGCAUCACAAAUUUGUAGUGAAUGAAGUAUAUUAACUCCCCAGUGACAGUCAAAACCCCAUGAAGGGGAAAUCAGGUUUUGGAAGUUACCCAGAAAUAAUAAACACUAUUAGCAGGUUGAGAAGAGCAGAAAGAGGAACAAAGAGACUCAAGCAGUAGCUAAUAAAUUGGUGGCAGACAACGGUAUGAAGACUUGAUAUAGUGGUGAAUGAAGCUGGGUGGGGGAGAGGGAAAUAUAUAGGAAGGACUUGGUAGUUACAGUACAAGUCACAAGGAUGAAGAAUAGUUUUAAUGUGAAUGAGUGGAGAGGUGGAAAAGUGGGUAGUAACAGGAAUAGGAUUUCAUAAUUCAGGAUCUUGAAAGUUAUACAAUUUUAGAUGGUGAAAUGUAAAGUUUGAUUAUGUUGUGUGUGACUCAAGGAAGUUUGAAAUCAGAGAUUUGAGAAAUUGUGUGGUCAAGAUGUUAGAAGGGCCAUCCAAAUGAAUAUGUAAGAUCCUGAGUAUGUAGAAAGGAUGAGGAAGGAUUGAAGGCUGUGAAUCAGAGUCUGAGAGUUGGAAGGGACAUUAGCAAUCCUCUUUCAGGUAUAUAUGCAAAAGAAAUCCCCAUUGUAGCAUAGUUGGCAAGUGGUCAUCCAGUCUCUAUUUAAAGAACACUCCCCCACACCUCCAUCCCUAGAAUUGUGAACCACUUAACUUGCAGUAGCCCAUUUCACCAUGGGACAGUUCUGAUUGGUGUUAGUUCUUCCUGACUUCAAGCCUAAAGUUAAUUCUUGGCAACUUCCACUCCCUUUUCCUGAUUUUGUCCUCUGGGGAUAAAGUGAAAAAAUCAAAUUCCCCUUCCCCCUGACUUGUCAGAUAUUUGAAGGUUGUUAUCAUAUCCCCCUCAGUCUUCUGCAAGAUAAUCAUCUCCUUUUCCUUCAACCAAUCCUCAUGUAGCAUGGUAGCACACCCUGCUUGCCCACUUGGGUGCUCAUCAGUCAUCAACCACCUUUUUAAACUAUGGCAUCUAGAAGAGAGUACAGUGCUAUGAAUGAGGUCAGAUAAGGGCAGAGUUCUAAGCAGCUUUAUCACCUCCUUGUGUCUGGAAACUGCCUCUCAGUGCAGUCUAAAAUGGCAUAGUUUUUUUUUUUUUGUAGUCACAUCACACUGCUGAUGCAUAGUGAGUUUGCAGUCUACUAGAUCCCCUGUAUCUCUUUCAAACUGCCAUCUAAUCACACUUCCCCCACUCACUUUUUGUGAUAAUUUUUAAAAUCUAAGUGUUACUAGGUUGAGCCCAAGCUAGCCUGACAACAUCUUUUGGGAUCUUUACUCUAUCUUUUACCUUACCCCCUGCAGCUUUAUGGGCGUACUGUCUAUGCAUUUAUCUAAAUUGAUAAAAAAAAAAAAUUUAACCACAUCUCUGGGAGUACUCCACUUGAGGCCUGGUACAUGAACAUUGAAACAUUUAACAACUACUCUUUGAAUCCAGCCAUCUAAAUGUAUCAUCUAAUUCACUUCUCUGAGUCUUUGUAAAAAAAAUAGCUUGAAAUGCUUUACCAAAUGCUUAUAUAUUAUAUCUUUAGGAUUCCCCUCAACCACCAGUGUAGUCACCCUGUCAAAAAAGGAAAUAUGGUUAGCAUCUGACAUGACCUAUUCUUUUUUUUUUUAAGUGAAGCAACGGGUUAAGUGACUUGCCCAGGGUCACACAGCUAGUAAGUGUUAAGUGUCUGAGGCCGUAUUUGAACUCAGGUACUCCUGAAUCCAGGGCCGGUGCUCUAUCCACUGCGCCACCUAGCUGCCCCUGACAUGACCUAUUCUUAGUGAAGUUAUGUUAGCUCUUUGUAAUCCCCAUUUCCCUUCCUAGAUGCUCAUCAACCAUUUCUUUAAUAACCCAUUAUAGAAUUUUUCCAGGAAUUGAAGUCAAACUCACCCAUUUUAAAGGCUGCAUUCUAUUUUUUCCCUCUUUUUUAGAAAUAGGAACAUUUGCUAUUUUCCUAAACUAUAGCACUGUUCCCAUUUUCCAAGAACUAACACCAAUCAGAACUGUCCCAUGGUGAAAUGGGCUACUGCAAGUUAAGUGAUUCCCAAUCUUAGAGAUAUUUCAGAUGUCAUAUCUACUAGUUUUGUCAGGACCCUUAAAAUAUAGUUAUGUGAGCUAAGUAAUUUGAAUUCAUCAAGGGCAAGCAGACACUUUCUUAUCUUGGUAUCAACUUCCUGUUAGCCUUUCUGUCGUUACUUCCUUAAUAAAUAUCACUCUGCUUGUCAGAGAAAAUAGAAGCAAAGUAAAGGUAAGGCAGCUAUACUUUUGCUUUAUUGUUAGUUGUCAUUGCCCCAGCCUCCCCAAGCAGGGAUCCUAUCCUCACAAUGGUUCUCCUUUUCUUCCCAACAUGAGAAAAAAAGAAAAGGGGGGGGGGGGAAGGGAACCUUCUCUUGGCUUUCCCUAGCAGCCUUCACUCAUUCUGAGUUUUACCAUGCCUGAUUUUAUAGAACUAUGCCACAUGUUUUGUUAACUGCCAUUUUCAUCUGUAUGUUUCUUUUUUAGUCUUCUGUUAGAUGGUAAGUCCCUGUGUAUUUCAUUUGGUUUCUUCACACUAAUUCCCACUUUUCCUCUUAUGAAAAUGAGGUGGAAGCCAGAUGCUGAAGUCUUUGAGAAAGUUGGAAAAAAUUAUCUAGAGCUUGGUGGCCAUACAAGUGAUCAGGAGAAGGUGGCAUCAACAGAUUCCAUGCCCUUCAGAAAGUGGAAAAGUGGCCUAAGACCAGCAAAGGGACGAAAGAGUUUAUCAAACCUUCCUCUUGGCCCUGUGAGGUAGAGAAAGUAGAAAAAGGAGUGAUCUUGGGGGAAAGCCAGGUUUCAGUUCAAAACUAGGAGGUGGUAAGAGGAAAUUCCAUUCUGACCAUAUUGAAUUUAAUUCUUUAGUGUCAGCCAUAGAGAAACCCAAGUAGAAAUGAUCAAUAGGCAUUUGAUAACCCAGGUAGUAAUAAUAAAGAUGUUGGGCUCAUUGUGCAAUUGAGUUCCUAACCCAUUUUUAGGGUUGUAUAUUGAAAUAUUAAGAAUUUUAAGAAGGCAAGUCACUGGGGGUAGCUAGGUAGCACAGUGGAUAAAGCACUGGCCUUGGAUUCAGGAGGACCUGAGUUCAAAUCGAGCCUCAGACACUUGAAACUAGCUGUGUGACCCUGGGCAAGUCACUUAACCCUCAUUGCCCCACCAAAAAAAAAGGAAAAAGAAAGAAGGCAAGUCACUUAAAAACAUGUCAAACUCAUUAAUUCAGAAUAGGGAAAAAAGGUAAAGCUGCUAACAAACACACCUGGAGCCUUGUAGGUCUGCAGUGGUUUAAAAAGUCAUCAUGUGGCAGGAAGGGGAUUUUAUGGACCCAGGUACACUGUAGACUUUGGGUCCACUUGCACCCCCUUUCCACACUACACAUGUAUACACACACACACACACACACACACACACACACACACACACACUUCUCCACCUUUGUGAUAGUACCAAGAGCCCAGAACUGUGCCAUUCGGACAUAUCACAUGUAAUUCCUUGUGUUAAGGCACUAAGACAUAACCACGGUUUCACUGACUUACUGCCCUGGUUCAUGGUGCCUACCUUCAUGAAGACACCUUCCUCAUGAUCUUUAAAUCAGAGUUUGCCCGAGGGUAAAGACAGGCUUCUGCAGAUCCACAUAACUGAUGACUUCCAUAGUCAUUAAUUUAUUGCCUCUGCUUGAUCAGUUUAACAAACUUUUCCUAAGCCCUUACUAGGCACUGGGAAUACAAAGACAAGAAUGUAUAGGCUAGGCCCUCAAGCGUUUACAUUCCUUUGAAAGUAGAGUAAGAGAUGUGUAAUGUGCACAGAGAAGUAAAUACAAAAUGAUUUAAUAAAGAGAGUACUACCCAACUUGUAGGACCAGAAACAACUUCCUUCAGGAUAUGCUGCCUGAACUGGGCCUUGAACGAAGCCAGGAAUUCUGGAGGUGGGACAACCUGUACAAAAUAUUAAAUUUGGGAAACAGGUGGUAGGUCAAUUCAACCAGAAGAAGAUAUGAAGGAAAGUAACCUGAACUAAUUUUGGAAAUAGAGCUAGGAUCCAAAUUGUGGAGAGCUUCAAAGCUCAGGGUUUAAAUUUUCCUCUUCAGUGGAGGAACCCACCGAAGAUUCUUAAUCUGGGGAAUGAUAUAGUCAGACCUGUUCUUAAGAAUAUUAAUUUGUUAACUGAAAAAAUGGAUUGGAGAGAGAAGAAAAUGGAAGCAAGAAGACCAGUUAGGAAGCUAUUAUAGUAAUCCAGGGAAAAACUGAUACCUGACCUAGCAUGGUGGUUGAAGAGGAGAUGAAUACUAUAGAUAGUGUGGAGGUCAAAACAAGACUUAGCAACUGGUUAGGUAAAGAGAUUGAGGAAAAAAGAAUAAUUGAAAAUUUAUUCUCAGGUUAUGAAUUUGUAUAAUUAGAAGCAUGGUGGUAUGUGCAAUAGAGAAGUUUGGGAAAGGGAAGGAUGGUAUUAGGAUUGGGGUAGGAAGAGAUAAUAGGUUCUAUUUUUGCUUGUUGAGUUUGUUAUGAGACAUUCAAACAGACAAGCUGUAUAUUCAAUUGGUAAUUGAGGUCUGUAGAUCACGGUUGAAUGUUUAUAUGUGGGAGGCAUCUAUAUGGAGAUGAAAAUUUAAUUCAUGGGAACUAAUUAUUGAUUGCCAAAGGAAAAAGAAGAGAGAAGAAAAAACCCACACAGAACCCUAGAGAACACUUACACUAAAAUGGCAGAAAAGAUCCAAGAAGUUGGUGCAUGAAAAUACCAAAGAGCUGAUCUUGAAGUGUAUUCCACACCUGGGAGUCCCUGGAAGGGAAUGAUCUCUAGGAUGUUUUCCACCCUAAUGCUUGGGAUGGUUCUUAAAUUUCAGCAGCAGAAGAUGAUGACAGUGGUGAUUGGAUCCCUUCUGGAUGACCUGGACUCACACUGUUUGCAAAUAUAGCCUCUAUAUCUUGUAACCAUUAUUACCAUAGAAAUUGCUCUCAACACCCUCAUAUGCCAGAAGAUGAAUUUCAUAGCCACACCUACUCUAGGGAUUCCCACCACCAGAAGAGUGCCCUAACUAAUAUUUUAUAUCCAUAGACAACUAAAGGCAGCUGCAAAUUCUCUAACAGAACAUAUUAGCCUGUGUAGAAGGUGACUGUGGUAAGCUAUCCUGUUGUAGUCACAAGACUCUCCUCCAGUGUUCUACCUCUACUAAUUGCCCCCUGGCAAUCUGGCAGCUCAUCAGUUAGAGUUCCAGACAUUGAAGUAGCAAAUGAUCUCUUUGGAAAACUAUAUAUAGAGUUCAAGGUCAGAUUUAACUCAGGAGAUUGGUGGUAAUGAGUCAGAAAGGGUCAUUCAGCUCCAUCCCAAAAGAAUAUAAGGGUCCCAUUGAUACUCUGCCCUCACCCAAUCCCAUCCCUUCUCUGAAGGUUUCCUUCACAUUCCCCUGGAUAUAAAGGUGUUAUGGCAAGAGUCAGAAGAUUUUAGUUUGAAUCCUACCUCUAAAGUUUGCUAGCUUUGUGACCAUGGGCAAGUUACUUAACCUCGCUGAGCCUUAGUUUCCUUAUCUGUAAAAUGGGGAUAAUAACUACAGAACCUACCUCAGGUAUAUUUUGAGGCUCCAAUGAAAUUAUUUGUGUAAAGAGCUUUGUUAGUCUUAAAGCACUAUGUAAACAGCUACUCUUAUUACCUAUGUGACUGGGAAAAUCACUUAACCUCUGAACUUCAGUUUCCUUUUCUGUAAAAGAGAAUUAGACUAGAUGAUCUCUAAGGUCUCUAUCAACUCUAAUGCUGUGGACCUGUGUGUGCUUUCCUAUGUCUUUUGUUUUUGUGGUUUUUGGUUUUGGUUUUGGUUUUGGUUUUUGGCUUUUAAUGGUUUGGGAG
Messenger RNA from Dromiciops gliroides (monito del monte), 12500 nucleotides. It is a transcript of the gene ZNF202, whose product is annotated as zinc finger protein 202. Gene Ontology annotation, molecular function: DNA-binding transcription factor activity, RNA polymerase II-specific; RNA polymerase II cis-regulatory region sequence-specific DNA binding. The record is from RefSeq and is a predicted model, not a curated record. NCBI's taxonomy places the organism in Eukaryota, Metazoa, Chordata, Mammalia, Microbiotheria, Microbiotheriidae. The transcript is spliced from 7 exons. Bases 212 to 2287 code for a protein of 691 amino acids. Gene Ontology annotation, biological process: regulation of transcription by RNA polymerase II.